ACGCGCAGAACAAAGAGUGGUGCUGAGUGUUGGGCUGUGUGUGUGCUUUAAUAGGAAAGACUUGGGAACACGCCCUUGCUGUGUUGCCUACCUGUGUGAAAGGGAACGCUUUCAACUUCAUUUCAAUGCCCUCAAACUGCGGCCACACUAACGCAGAGGAAGUUCACAGUCUCAGGUUCUACGAGUUAUCCUGUUACUUUGUCAGUUUGGGGACACGGAUCCUCCUGUGGCCGCGUUGUCAAGCAGAAAUUCCAAGAAAUUACAGCGAGGUCAAGGGAGGAAAAAAAAAGUCAACUAUGUUUCCAACGGUUGAGUGGAUCCGCAUUACCCGGCUAGUGUGCCGCCGCUCAGCUGUGAACUGUAACCUGCGGCGGAACAGUUGACGCGGACGGAUACACCGAAGCCCCUCCAGCCUCCGGGAAAAAACAACCAGUUGAUGUUUCCUCCCAGGGCUUUCCAGCCUGACACUGCCGACAGCUCGCCACCUCUGUCACUCUCUUGAGUGAACGAGUCGGUCACCUCCAGCUCGAAAAGGUCCGCGCACAAGGUUUUUCCGCUGCGUCAGCCAGCGGUCGAGCCAAGCACCGGGGCCAGCUGCCUGGGCAGGACUGCAUCAGCAUGGACACUGAGUCCACCUACUCGGGCUACUCCUACUACUCUGGGCGUUCCCGGGGAUCUCAUAGACACGGGGAACGAAGCCGAGACCGCCACAAGUCCCGCAGUAAAGACAGCCGCUCAGAAAAGUCUGUAACCAUUAACACGCCGCCUGCAGAACCGCUACUGGGCGACUCCUCUGUCCGUGGUGAACAGGUCCAGGAUGACAACUGGGGCGAGACCACCACGGCCGUCACGGGCACGUCAGAGCACAGCCUCUCUCAGGAGGACAUCGUCCGCAUCACCAAGGACCUGGAAGACAGCGUGGGACUGGACUGCCGCCGUUACUUCACUCUGACCCUGGCUGUGAUCCUGGGUCUACUGGUGUUUCUCACGCCGCUCGCCUUCCUUGUGCUCCCCCACCUCCUCUGGCCUGAGAAGCUGCAGAGCUGUGGCACAGCCUGCGAGGGUCUAUUCAUCUCCGUGGCCUUCAAGCUGCUUAUUCUGCUGCUCGCCGUCUGGGCACUCUUCUUUCGGCCUCCACGAGCUGGUCUCCCGCGGGUCUUCGUUUUUCGUGCACUGCUUGCUGUGCUUGUGCUGCUGUUCGUUGUUUCCUAUUGGCUGUUUUAUGGAGUGAGGAUACUCGACUCACAGGAUGAGAACUACCAGGGCAUAGUGCAGUACGCUGUGUCUCUGGUGGACGCUCUGCUCUUCAUCCACUACUUGGCCAUCGUCCUGCUUGAGCUCCGGCAGCUGCAGCCAUGUUUCUCUGUGUGCGUGACACGUUCCACCGACGGUGAGACGAGGCACUACAACCUGGGUCAACUCAGUAUUCAGAGGGCAGCUCUGGCCAUCUUAGAACACUAUUACUGCGACUUCCCCGUCCACAACCCCGCUUUACUCUCCGCCUCCAAAUCCCGAGCAGCCAAGCACCUGGCUGGCUUAAAGGUCUACAACGUGGAUGGUGAGUUCCCAGCAGCCUCAGCGGAGGUCUUUAAAGCUAAACUAAAAGCCUACCUUUUGGACAGUCCAGGAAACAAUGCAGCAGCAGGACUCGCCCAUUCCCAGUCCAGAGCUAUGAUCGCAGCGGCCGCCCGCCGCAGAGACACCAGUCACAACGAGUUAUACUAUGAGGAGGCCGAGCACGAGAGGCGAGUCCGCAAGCGCAAAGCCCGUCUGGUGGUGGCAGUAGAAGAGGCGUUCACUCAUAUCAAGCGCAUGCAGGAGGAGGAGCAAAAGAAGGCUCCAGGAGACGUGAUGGACCCACGUGAGGCAGCACAAGCCAUCUUUCCUUCCAUGGCACGCGCCCUGCAGAAGUACCUGAGGACCACCAAGCAGCAGCACUGCCACAGUAUGGAGAGCAUCCAGCAGCACCUGGCCUUCUGCAUCACCAACAACAUGACGCCCAAGGCGUUCCUCGAGAGCUACCUAACCCCGGGUCCAACCCUCCAGUACAGUAGGGACCACUGGCUGGCCCGACAGUGGACGUUGAUCAGCGAGGCAUCCGUCACCAGCGGCCUGAAGGACGGCUCCGUGUUCCUGCUCAAGUGUGUGGACUUCAGCCUGGUGGUAACUGCAAAGAAAAUCCCCUACAUUCAGAUGUCAGAGGAAUACAUCGACCCCAAGUCACACAAAUUUGUCCUGCGGUUACAGUCUGAGACCUCCGUGUAGGACUCCAAACACUUUAAAAAAAAAAAAAAAAUUCAUCACACUGUUUUCAUGCUCAUUUUGGGUUUGCAGUUUUUAUUUUUACUUUUUGGAAUUUUUAUAUAUUAUAUAUGAUUCUAUAUAUUACAUUUGAAUAUAUUGGUCUUUUAUUGUUGUGUUUGAUUUCAAGGACAAAUGGAGGAAUCACACAGGAUUUUUCUCACCGCAUUUUGAUUCAGACACUCCGUACUUUUAAAAUGGUCGAGCAAGUUUGUGUGUAUGAACUGCGUGCGCGUACACGUGUGCCAUUUUGUGUCACAGGAGUCAUAUAUUUCUGACAUGCUGAAGCCAGAUGAGAUGGGAACAAGGAGCGUUUGAGGUUUUUGACACGCCUGUAGAGACUUUACUUUGUUGUUUUGAUCAUUCUGUUUUUUUAUCCAUCGGACAAAAAGACAAACCACUAAGGAUUGUGAUGAUCGUGAUGGAUGGCUAUUUUGUUUUCUGAAGCCUGAUGGAAGUAUCUCACCUGUGUUGCUGUCUUCUUUACAACAUCUAAACAUAUCUGGAUUCUCCUUUGGACUACUUUUUUUUUUUACAAGGGAAAAUUGCUUCCUUUGAAAUGAACCGAAUUAAACAUAUUUGGCAAAAAAAACAAUCUACCAAUCUUUGCAUUAAAUGCACAUUUAUGUUUGUUAAUUAAAUGAGUAUGACUAAAACAGGCUGGAAAAUAUGUGUGUGGAAAUCACAGUCUGCUCUGUAGGGACAUCAGACUGUUUUCUCCUCCCAUCUCUUGAAGUACAUCAAUAUUUGAGCACAUGUGCAAACAUUUCUUUUGACAGGUGAGAUGUCAAAUUUCAGUCCACCUCAUGCCCAGCCUAAGGCGUUGCACCCUUGAGUGUUAUUUUUGGCAAAGUGAGACAUUUUGUGUUGUGGUUUUUUGGGGGCACAGUCCCUUUUCGGGUGCAAUGGAGCAAAAUCAAACAUUUCCUGUCCAGUUGGGAACACAUGCACACGCUAUGUUGAACACUGGGGUGAACUCUAAAUGAACCGGAUCAUAAGAGAUUCCCACAGACAGUUACAUACCAAGACAAAUGCCCAAAACAUUUGCCCUGCCUCGUCGGUUCAGUAACCUUCUCAGGGCUUUCGUGUCUGCUGUGUCUGCUGUGUCUGUGUGACAUGAUGGAAAAGAUGGCAACAGAGCAGAAAACAGAAUGAGAACCUAUUGGAAUCAUUGCAAAAAAUGUUACAAGUAAAUAAAAAAAAAA
Molecule: messenger RNA, 3506 nt
Organism: Sphaeramia orbicularis (orbiculate cardinalfish)
Lineage: Eukaryota; Metazoa; Chordata; Actinopteri; Kurtiformes; Apogonidae
Product: vang-like protein 1
Exons: 10
Coding region: 619-2265 (548 amino acids)
Biological process (GO): multicellular organism development
Cellular component (GO): membrane
Source: RefSeq, a predicted model, not a curated record